Molecule: messenger RNA, 2559 nt
Organism: Apaloderma vittatum (bar-tailed trogon)
Lineage: Eukaryota; Metazoa; Chordata; Aves; Trogoniformes; Trogonidae
Product: phosphatidylinositol 4-kinase alpha-like
Exons: 21
Source: RefSeq, a predicted model, not a curated record
UUUCAGGUACAAAAACUGCUCUGUAUGUGUCCAGUGGAUUUCCAUGGGAUCUUCCAGUUAGAUGAACGUCGCAGAGAUGCUGUUAUUGCUUUAGGAAUCUUUCUAAUUGAAUCUGACCUUCAGCACAAAGAUAAUGUGGUUCCUUACCUCCUCCGACUUCUGAAAGGUCUUCCCAAAGUCCAGUGGAUAGAAGAAAGCAAUGCACGGAAAGGCAGAGGCUUGCUUCCAGUGGCAGAAAACUUCAGCUUCUGCUUGGUGACAUUGUUAUCAGAUGUCGCUUACAGGGAUGCAUCUCUCAGAGAGCAGAUCUUGGAUGCGAUUCUACAAGUAAUGCAGUUCCUGUUGGGAAUGUGCCAGACCCCACAAAUGCAUGAUAAAGAAUAUUUAUGCAAGUAUGCAGUACCCUGCCUGAUAGGAAUUUCUCGAGCCUUUGGUCGCUACAGCAAUUCAGAGGAGGCUCUCCUUUCAAAGCUUUUUCCAAAAAUACCCCCGCAUUCUCUGAGAGUUCCAGAAGAGCUUGAAGGAAUUCGCCGACGAUCCUUCAAUGAUUUCAGAUCAAUUCUUCCCAGUUCUCUACUCACUGUUUGCCAAGAAGGAACGCUAAAGAGAAAGGCCAGCAGCGUAUCUAGCAUCUCACAGGUUAGUCCUGAACGUGGAAUUCCUCCUCCCAGUUCUCCUGGAGGAUCUGCCAUUCAUUACUUCGAAGGUUCGUAUCUUCCUGAUGGGAGCGCAUUGGAUCCUGAUUAUUACUUCUCUACAAUCAGCUCCAGCUUUUCAGUUUCUCCUCUCUUCAAUGGCAUCAACAAUAAAGAGUUUAACAUCCCACUGGAAAUGCUCCGCCAGCUGCUGACCAUGGUAAAACAGAUCGUUGGGGAUUCUCUGCUAAAGACUUUAGAUGCAGUUUUAGCUGAAGUUUCAGAGACAGGCGCUAGUACAGAUCUCUACUAUAAAACAUUCAGUGACCCUCUUUAUCUUGCUCAGUUUAAAAUGCUAAGAGACACGUUGUACUAUAUGAAAGACCUUCCCAAUGCAUUUGUGAAGGAAAUCCAUGACUUUGUGCUGGAGCAGUUCAACAGCAGUCAGUCAGAACUUCAGAAGAUCCUUCACGACGUGGAUCGAUUGCACCAUGAGCUGAGUCCCUUGAAACUGCGUUGUCAGGCCAACGCUGCCUGCGUGGAUCUCAUGGUGUGGGCUGUGAAAGAUGAGCAAGGUGCAGAAAACUUGUGCAUCAAGUUAUCAGAGAAGCUGCAGUCGAAAACCUCAAGCAAAGUCAUCAUUGCUCACUUGCCACUGCUAAUUUGCUGUUUGCAGGGUCUAGGCCGUUUGUGUGAGAGAUUCCCUGUUGUGGUUCAUUCUGUCAAUCCAUCCUUGAGAGACUUCCUUGUGAUACCUUCCCCGGUGCUUGUGAAACUCUACAAAUAUCAUAGCCAGUAUCACACAGGUGGUAAUGACAUCAAGAUUAGUGUAACUAAUGAGCACUCGGAGUCUACUCUAAAUGUAACACCUGGCAAGAAGAGUCAACCAUCUAUGUACGAGCAGCUGCGUGACAUUGCCAUAGACAACAUUUGCAGGUGCUUGAAAGCUGGCUUGACUAUCGAUUCGGUGAUUGUUGAGGCCUUUCUUGCCAGUUUAUCUAACCGACUGUACAUCUCUCAAGAGAGUGAUAAGGAAGCUCAUUUGAUUCCCGACCACACCAUUCGUGCUCUGGGACAUAUUGCAGUGGCACUGAGGGACACCCCAAAAAUGAUGGAACCUAUCCUACAGAUCUUGCAGCAGAAGUUUUGCCAGCCACCAUCUCAUCUUGAUGUCCUCAUCAUUGAUCAGCUGGGCUGCUUGGUCAUCACUGGAAAUCAAUAUAUUUACCAGGAGGUGUGGAAUCUGUUUCAACAAAUCAGUGUUAAAGCAAGCUCAGUUGUUUACUCUGCCACAAAAGAUUAUAAGGAUCAUGGAUACAGACACUGUUCGUUAGCAGUCAUUAAUGCCUUAGCUAACAUCGCUGCUAACAUUCAAGGAGAACACCUUGUGGAUGAGCUGCUGAUGAACUUGCUGGAACUGUUUGUUCAGCUCGGGCUGGAAGGAAAGAGAGCCAGUGAGAGAGCAAGCGAGAAAGGACCAGCACUGAAGGCCUCCAGUAGCGCAGGCAAUCUGGGUGUGCUUAUUCCUGUUAUUGCUGUGCUCACUAGACGCUUGCCACCCAUCAAGGAGGCCAAAGCCAGGUUGCAGAAGUUGUUCCGUGACUUCUGGCUGUAUUCCGUGCUGAUGGGAUUUGCCGUGGAAGGAUCAGGUCUCUGGCCAGAAGAAUGGUAUGAAGGUGUGUGUGAAAUUGCCACCAAGUCUCCCUUACUCACAUUUCCCAGCAAAGAACCACUUCGAUCUGUUCUUCAGUACAAUUCUGCCAUGAAGAAUGAUACUGUGACUUCUGCUGAACUAAAUGAGUUGCGGAGUACCAUCAUCAAUCUCCUGGAUCCUCCUCCAGAAGUGUCAGCGUUGAUCAAUAAGUUGGACUUCGCCAUGUCUACCUAUCUCCUUUCUGUUUACCGCCUGGAGUAUAUGAGGUAU